Molecule: messenger RNA, 2396 nt
Organism: Physcomitrium patens
Lineage: Eukaryota; Viridiplantae; Streptophyta; Bryopsida; Funariales; Funariaceae
Source: RefSeq, a predicted model, not a curated record
AAACUAGGGUUUGGGUUUGGCUCUCCCCGAGCUCUGCUUUUCUCUGCGCAGAGCCCAAAACCUAACGAGAAUAACCUCAUCUUCCAGUUCGAUUCCCAAUAUGGCUGUGUUCGGGAGAGCCUGAGGCAGCGUGAGUGACUGUGAAUUCUAAGGUUUCUAUCUGUUUCCAAUUUCUAGUAGUUUAGGCUCUUGGAUUAGCUGAUGAUCUAGAAUUUUGUGGCGAUAAUAACGCCUCGAUCUGCUCACUAUUAGUCCCCUGAACCAGCGUGCCAUCCGUGCUCAUCGAUCUUCGUGAUGCAGAAUCGCCAUUUCGCGUGCAGGUGAAGUGCAAGUAGUUGCCAUGGACAUGUAUGUGUGACUCGUAUCCGUUUCAAAACUUGUUGUCUCGCUGGAGCGAGAACUGGGCGGAGUAGGGAAUCAUGUAGCCAGCGUCAUUGUGAGGGAGUUGAGCGGACAUGACGGGCGCAACAGGAAUGGUGUUGGGAAAUUGAUAUCGUUUACAAGACCUCUGCAAUCGUUGUUGUUGUGGUGAGUGGGAACGCAGGCGAGCGAGGAUUGCUUGUUGCGGACAUGGCUACCUCUCGGUUUGGGAGUUUGUGUUACUGGGAUCUAUGUGCUUGCAUGCAUUCUAUCGCUAGGUGCUGAGCCAACUGAGGAGUAUGCAUCCUUUCCAGAGGCUAUUCAAGGGGAAAAAUACACCUGUAUCUACGUCUCGUAAUCGUGGAAAAUUACUGGUUGUUGCGCACCUUUGUGGUUACGCAGUUCCAAACCUUUUGACAACCCGCUCAUCUUUUUUUGUUUUUAGCGUCAGAAAAUACUGGAGGUCCUGGCCCAAUUCCAGUGAUGGCGCAGAACGGGGAAGACGUGGGCGCAAAUGGCCAAGCAGCAGCUACAGCAGAUGUGGAUGAUGACUACUUACGAUGGCAAGAGGAGAUACGACUUGCUGAGGAAGAGGCGGAGGCCAUGAAAGCUGGCAAGUCACACAGAUAUCACAAGGAUUUUCGGAAGCAGGUUGAGUUUACAGAAGAGCCAGUUGUGGCCGCGGUGGAGCAAGCAGAAGAAGCAAGCGCUCCAGAAAACGAGCAAGAGUUUACUGACGAUGAUGGGACUGUAUACAGAUGGGACCAUGGUCGUCAUGCCUGGAUCCCACAAGAGAACAUUCAUGAGCUACCUGCUUAUGGAGCAGAUGAUAUGACAUUCGUACAAGAGGAAGAAGUAUUUCCAGAGCUUCCUGCUGUGAUACCUAGUAUACUGCAAACUGAUGAUGACGUCGAAGACGAAGUAGCAAAUAUUCCUGCCAAGACAGUGGACCUUAAAACUGGUGGUAAGCGGAAAGUUGACGAUACCAAAGAGGCAGUUAAGAAGGAAGCACAAAAGGAACCGGAAGCCUGGUUUGAUCUCAAGGUCAAUACGCACGUGUAUAUUGAUGGCCUCCCUGAAGAUGCAACUAUGGAUGAGGUCGUUGAAGUUUUCUCCAAAUGUGGCGUUAUCAAGGAGGAUCCUGACACUAGGAAACCGCGAAUUAAACUUUAUGUUGAUAAAGCUACAGGAAAACAGAAAGGUGACGGCCUAGUCACAUAUCUCAAGGAGCCAUCAGUAGACUUAGCACUGAGUAUUCUUGAUGGAACAUCUUUGAGACCUGGGGUUGGCCCAAUCAUGUCUGUGACUCGAGCGAAGUUUGAGCAAAAGGGGGAAGUAUUCAUGAAGAAGCAGCAAAAUAAACAAAAGAAAAAGAAGCUGAAACAACAGGAACAAAAGGCACUUGGCUGGGGAGGUUUUGAUGACAAGAAGAAAUUGGAACCCAUGACUGUGAUUCUCAAGCACAUGUUCACACGCUCAGAGCUCCUGGCUGAUCCAAGUUUGUUGCCUGAGGUGGAGGAGGAUGUGAUGACUGAAUGCACCAAAAUUGGACCGAUUGAGAGACUAAGAGUUUACGAGAAUCAUCCAGAGGGGGUGGUCAUGGUGAAGUUUAAAGACAAAACAGCUGGCUUGAAGUGCAUUGAAAUUAUGAACGGUCGCUGGUUUGGUGGAAAGCAAAUCGAGGCUUUUGAAGACCCAGGAACUGUAAAUUACGCUCUGGUCCGGGAUGUUGCGGAGGAAGAAUCAAGGUUGGAACAAUUUGGACGUGAACUUGAGGCCGACUAGAACAUAUCAAGACCUGCCUUGGAGGCUGAUUGCUUGUGGUGCCUUUCAUCCAAAUUGCAUGUAGUUUUCAUAAUCUACUGUGGGACUCGUUCGUUGUAGUCCGGUCUCGUUUAGAUUGCAUCAACCGUCUUAGUAGCCCGCCAUUUCUAGACUUGUGUUCAGAUGUGAAUAUGAACUCGAUGGUGUCUCCUUUUGCACCACUUUUGUUUCUAAUCAAUUUAUGUUGAGAAUGGGAUGUUGUUUUUUGUUUC